AUGAGCCCUGUCAACAUUACUGAUAUCAUUUUAACCGAUACGGCGGCAGUAUCUCAUGUUACGACUGUCGAUGACAGGGAUGAUGAGCGAAGAGAAGGAAGUCCUGAAGGUGGCACACGAUUAACGGUCUAUGGAUCCGGUUUUGCUGAAAAUCGUUUCAGUUUAGUACCAUCAACAGAAUCAUCAAAUACAAUAGAAUUAGUUCAAGGGAAUGAUGUUUAUGUUUGUCCGAUGCACAAUGAAAAAGUCACUGAUACUCAGUUGACAUGUAAUACGCCUCGAUUGCCUGAAGGAGAUUAUCAAGUUCGAGUUUCUGUGGAAGGUAAUCCGGUUCCCAUAAGUCAAUAUAGUUCUCCAUCAUCGGCAACAUUCAAGGCGCAUCGAAAUUAUACACCUCAAAUUACUAAUAUAUCGCCGGCAUCAGGCUUGCCAUGGAGAUUGGUUACAUUAACUGGUGAUUUUAAAACUGAAUGUUACUUACGUGAUAGUCGCGAAUGUUCACCAAAAAAUGUGUCCGCUAUUUCUCGGUAG
Molecule: messenger RNA, 531 nt
Organism: Rotaria sp. Silwood1
Lineage: Eukaryota; Metazoa; Rotifera; Eurotatoria; Philodinida; Philodinidae
Source: the annotation of a GenBank genome assembly